Messenger RNA from Piliocolobus tephrosceles (Ugandan red Colobus), 603 nucleotides. Its product is annotated as CMRF35-like molecule 9. The transcript is spliced from 5 exons. The annotation marks the transcript as partial. Lineage: Eukaryota; Metazoa; Chordata; Mammalia; Primates; Cercopithecidae. The record is from RefSeq and is a predicted model, not a curated record.
GGAGCUCCCGCCCCCCGAAGCAGCUGGACUCCACCUCAGCAGAGGAUGCCAGUCCAGCUCUCAGCAGCAGCAGCUCUAAGCCCAGGGUGUCCAUCCCAAUGGUCCGCAUACUGGCCCCAGUCCUGGUGCUGCUGAGCCUCCUGUCAGCCGCAGGCCUGAUCGCCUUCAGCAGCCACCUGCUCCUGUGGAGAAAGGAAGCUCGACAGGCCAUGGAGACACAGAGGAACGAGAAGGUCCACCUCCCACACUUGCCACUGGAGAAUGGCCGGGACACAGAGGACGCCGUGAUCAACAUUGCAGGGUCCAUGGGGCCUCUCACCAUCCCCGAGCCCUCUCCCAGCCUCUUCACAGAGAUCCAGUAUCUAAGCCAGACUACAGAGGAAGAGGAAGCCCCUUCCCAGGCCCCCGAAGGGGACGUGAUCUCGAUGCCUCCCCUCCACACAUCUGAGGAGGAGCUGGGUUUCUCGAAGUGUGUCUCAGUGUAGGGCAGGAGGCCCUCCUGGCCAGACCAGCCGUGAAGCAGUGUGGCUGGCUGGAUCAGCACUGAUUCCCGAAAGCUUUCCACCUCAGCCUCAGAGUCCAGCUGCCCGGAAUCCAGGCUCU